Spea bombifrons (plains spadefoot toad) is the source of this 4780-nucleotide messenger RNA. RefSeq names its product inhibitor of Bruton tyrosine kinase (gene IBTK). Gene Ontology annotation, molecular function: protein kinase binding; protein tyrosine kinase inhibitor activity. Gene Ontology annotation, cellular component: nucleoplasm; cytoplasm. Gene Ontology annotation, biological process: negative regulation of protein phosphorylation. Bases 460 to 4512 code for a protein of 1350 amino acids. The transcript is spliced from 29 exons. The record is from RefSeq and is a predicted model, not a curated record. Lineage: Eukaryota; Metazoa; Chordata; Amphibia; Anura; Pelobatidae.
UACACUCGGCCAAUUAGAACUCCGAUUACAUUCAGUGAUUAGUUUGUGGGCAGUGCAAUGAUGUGUCGGUACCGUUUAUUCAUGAAGAUGAGUUUUUCAGUAGUUUCCCUCUCGGUUCCAAGCUGUGCUGUCUUCAAUUAGCGACUGGUACACGAUACAAUUAUGGAGAUUUGAAGAGAAAGCGUUUUCUGAGAGGAGGGGUGUCCCUCCCUCUUCAUCCCUCCUUUUGUUGGUGCUCCGCUUGUGCCAGGAACUUAUACAUAUGAACAUAAUGCAAAAAAUAUUUUUUUAAAGACUUCAAAUGAGCGUAUGAAUUGAUAUAUAUAUAUAUAUAUUUAUAUAAAUAUUUAGAGCGUUUAGUGCCAAAGCAAUUUUAUAGCACAAAAACCGCACGAGGAAGUUGUGGCAUUAAUGUGCUAUCAUUUCUGAGCUCUGUUAAUGUAGACAAAGCGAUUAAGAAUGGAGUGCGUGUUUCCCGAGUGCACUGCGCGGUGCCGCUCUCUCCAGCAUGCAUCGGACAUUAUUUCUGUUAUAACCAGAGCAAAUGAGCAACAGAUAAAAGCCUUUCUCUCUUCGUACUGCUGCAAUGGCGCUACGCUGAAGGAUGGGUUUGGACGUAAUGCUGUACACGUUGCAGCAUCCUGCGGGAAACGGGAAGUAGUGGAUUGGCUGGCGUUGGCCAAAGGAGUUGAUUUGUCGGUCAAAGACAAAGAGUCAGGAUGGACUGCUUUGCACAGAAGCAUCUUUUAUGGGCAUAUUGAUUGUGCUCUGUCCCUGAUGAAACAUGGUGGUAAUCUUCACAUUCAAGACAAAGAUGGAUACUCUGCACUGGAUUUGUUAAUGAAAGACAGACCUUCUCAUGUUGUUUUCAAAACCAGUGAUCUUACAGAGCUCUACACGUGGGGGAAUAAUAUUAAUUUCACCCUGGGACAUGGAAGUCAACAGAGCAAGCAUCAUCCUGAGUUAGUUGACAUGUUUCCUCGUUCUGGAAUCUAUAUAAAACAGAUGGUACUUUGUAAAUUCCACUCUGUGUUCCUGUCACAGAAGGGUCAGGUUUAUACUUGCGGUCAUGGCCAAGGGGGACGUCUUGGUCAUGGAGAUGAACUCACCUACCUGGUUCCGAGAUUGGUAGAAGGUCUAAGCAGUCACCCAUGUGCUCAAGUUGCUGCCGCCAAAGAUCAUACAGUCAUAUUGACGGAAGAUGGACUUGUUUACACCUUUGGCUUAAAUUCUUUUCAUCAGUUAGGUAUCCUGCCUCCUCCUUCCAACUGCAGUGUUCCUAGACAGAUUCAAGUGAAAACAUUGAAAGGAAAAACUGUUAUAGGGGUGGCUGCUGGAAGGUUUCACACUGUGCUGUGGACCAAAGAUGCUGUGUAUACAAUGGGACUGAACGGAGGGCAACUAGGAUAUCUGCUGGAUCCUAAUGGAGAGAAGUAUGUAAGCACCCCUCGCCAGGUGUCAGCCUUGCAUCACAAAGACAUCAGUAUAUCACUUGUAUCUUCGAGCGAUGGGGCUACAGUCUGUGUCAGUGAAAGAGGAGAUAUUUAUCUUUUAUCCGAGUAUCAAUGCAAGAAACUAGCAUCAAAGCAACUCAACUUAAAGAAGGUCCUUGUAUCUGGUGGGUUUCUGGAGUACAAGGCCGAUACUCAGUAUCUGAAAGAAAAUGGCGGUCAGCCUGUUUGUAUCCUUGCGCUGGAUCAGGCUGGCAGAGUCUUUUGCUGGAAGUCGCCAAAUAGCUCCAUUAAGCAGUGCAGAUGGGUAUAUGGCAGGCAAGUCUUUAUGUCUGACAUUGCCCUUAAUAAGAACGAAAUGAUGUUUGUCACGCAGGAAGGUGAAGGAUUUGUUGGAAAGUGGAUGCCUGAAAAGAAGAAAAAUAUUGAGAGAAAAGCGAGUUCUAUGUCCGAUUCAUCCUUUCUCUGUGAUGCGCGCAGUGUGUAUGAAAGAAUUUGCCUUCAGAAGCUUUCCUUUGUCCACAGGGCUGUUAGUGUAACUACAGAUCCCAAUGGAUGUAAUUUUGCUGUGUUGCAAUCUGAUCCGAAAUCCAGCCUUUUCGAAGUCCCUGUUGUCUCUGCCUCAGUCUUUGCUGAAGAUUUUGAGAAGCUGCUCAGUGAGGUGGAUGAAACGGACAACAUCCACGAUGUGUCCUUCCAGUUGGAUUCACAGAUUUUCCCGGCUCACAAAUACAUACUUUCCAUGAGAUCUGACUUCUUCAGAAACCUCUUCUUUUCUGGCAAAGACAACCCGCUUGACUUUCCUGAUGUUUACCAGAAAGGUGAAGAUGCAGCAGGGUGCGAUCUGUAUGUAAUUGAUAAAAUGCAUCCUGAGCUGUUUGCCUAUAUUAUGCAGUUCAUCUAUACAGACAAAUGUGAUAUGCUGGUGCAAGGCCAUAAACCGAGGUUAUGUUACAAGGAGAAGACAGAACACAAAGACUCGAUAAUCUCCGAGUUACAGAAGAUGAGCUUUAACGAGGAAGUAAGAGGAAAGUCUGCAUAUGAGGUUUACAAAAACAACCAGAGUGAAAAACAGAAAGGCAAGGCAAAGCCCUCCAAGAAAGGCAAAUACGGUGAAGAAACCAGUUCUAGCCCUGUAAAAAUGCUGCAGAAUGUUGCCAAGAAGUUUGGACUCAACAGUCUGAGCUCAAGGUUGGAUGGAGUAAAAUAUGAACAUGGAACAAUUCACGUUGUUCAUAGGAAAAGUGGAAACAGACCAAGAUUUAACCAAAAGAAAUGCUCCUCUCUGUGUGAUGUCACUAUGAGGUCAGAAGACGGAAAAGAAUUCAACUGCCAUAAAUGUGUGCUCUGUGCAAGAUUAGACUAUUUCCACAGUAUGCUUAGCAGCUCUUGGAUUGAGGCAACUUCUUGUUCAGCUCUGGAAAUGCCUGUUCGCACAGAUGUCCUGCAAGUUAUCAUCGACUAUAUCUAUACAGAUGAAGCCGUUGCAGUUAAAGAAUCGGCAAAUGUUGAGUUUAUUUGUAACGUCCUUGCGAUGGCUGAUCAGCUCCUGGUUGUUCGACUGAAGGAAAUGUGUGAAGUCAUACUGACCGAAAGAAUUACUCUAAAGAAUGCGGCUGAGCUCUUGGAAUUUGCCUCUUUGUACAAUGCCGAACAGCUGAAGCUUUCAUGCUUCCAAUACAUCGGACUCAACAUGGCAGCUUUACUAGAAGCAAGGUCUUUGGAUGUGCUGAGUGAUGAUGUUCUGAAGGACCUGGCAGAUGCUUAUAGAAAAAUGAUUCCAGCAAUGGAUAGGAGAAUGAUCACCCCAUACCUGGAUGGGCCAGACAUCAGCACUUUAGAAUCAGAAGAUGGUGAAAGCUUUAUAUCAGUUAAAGAUGAUGUGUUUGCUGACCAAGCUACUCAGGAAUCAGUGUUCAAGAAAGCUAAAGCAAAAGCGAAAAAAAAGCCAAGAAAACGUUCAGACAGCUCUGGGGGUUAUAACCUUUCUGACAUUAUUCAGAGCCCACCUUCAACAGGUCACUGUCUUUUGAAGUCUGAAAGGGCCAAUUCUGUAGAGUCCCUUCAAGAGUUGUUGACGUCUGAUUCUGAAGGGAGUUUUGCUGGAGCAAGUAGCCCUAGAGAUUUGCAGUCACCGGACCUCUCUGUAGUCUUCACUCCUGAUAAAAAUGAGGCAAAAAGUAAAUUUUUCACUGUGAGUACCAGCGCCCCCUCACCUGUAGAAAGUAGCCCUACAAGCAUAAAGAUGCCAAAAAACAAAGCUUCUACUCCAGAAGCUAUUCCAACUACGAGGGUCUCGUCUGCCAGCUCUCCAAAUUGGGUUUCAGUGGCCUUCAGCCCACCUAGUCCACCAGCUGUGGACCUCAGAAAAAUAAUGGAAAUUGAAGAAAACAUGCAAAAGUGUGGAGCUACACCAAAGCUGACGACUGGAGGGUCCAAAGCCGGCGUACAAGGGGCAAAACUUUCCCAGAAGCAGAGGAAAAUGAUGGCAAUGUCUUCCAAGGACUCAAGCACCAGUAGUGAGAACACGCCAACUAAAACGGCAGCUCCCUCAUCCGCCAAUGCAAAAAGCACCCCAAAAACAUGGGCCGCUUCUUUAUCAUCAGGGGAUCAGAAGUGUUUCCGUGACCUCUUACAGGAAGAGCAAAAUUCUGUCAUCUCAUUUCAUCCGCUGAGCACUCAUGGGAAAAAGAACACACAAAUCGAGGAACUUGACCCGCAGACAUUUGGAAGAAAACCUGCUGGAACUUUGACUCAUGAAGCUAAAUCGAGAAGUGAAGCACUGCAACAUGACGGCUCCAACCCUUGGCUUUCAACAUUCAGUAAAAACACUGCAUCCGCGGCUCCAGUGACGUUUACGACAAUUGUAGAAGAAACAAAAAAGCAAGAGGCUGCUCUGAUCAGAAGCAGGGAGAAGCCUCUGGCAUUGAUCCAGAUUGAAGAAAGAGCCAUUCAAGAUUUGUUAAUAUUUUAUCAAGCAUUGGGCAAUCCUGAUGAGUAUAUAACUGUUGAGAGAGCAGCUCAAGGUCCUAUUGCAACACCAAUGUGGAACAAACACUGAUUGGAACUCAUGGUCUUCAUGGGAAUCUUUUUGGGUUUUUUUUUUUUUUUGUAAAAGGUAUUUUCUUCUGAAGUAAGUUGUUUUGUUUUUCAAAUCAUAGUCACAUUAAAAACAGAUCAUAGUCCAAAUUACUUAAAUGGGAAUAAUGCCCUCGAAAUAAGCAGGAAUUAGCAUUGAACUUUUUCAGUGGUCCCUGUGAUGCAUAGUGUUGCUAGCCAGCAGGAGAUACUUUGCCAUUGCAACAAACAGCUGUCAAGCUGUGAACUAA